Molecule: messenger RNA, 1950 nt
Organism: Hordeum vulgare subsp. vulgare (domesticated barley)
Lineage: Eukaryota; Viridiplantae; Streptophyta; Magnoliopsida; Poales; Poaceae
Product: mitogen-activated protein kinase 13-like
Exons: 10
Coding region: 220-1722 (500 amino acids)
Biological process (GO): protein phosphorylation; intracellular signal transduction
Cellular component (GO): nucleus; cytoplasm
Molecular function (GO): ATP binding; MAP kinase activity
Source: RefSeq, a predicted model, not a curated record
CCUGGUUUUAACAAAUUUGGCGAUACAUGAAUUAGUGUUAUUUCUCUUUGCUUAUCUUUUUUUUUUUGUGUAAUUGACUACCCUUAGAGUGUUCCCUCACACAUGCUCUACAUUGUGUUUUUGCUUCAGAUGUUUAUAGAAUUGAAGAUUCUACCUACAUUGUUGUUCGUCAUUCUGUUUAUGCGCUCUGAAAUUGUGAUCUCUUAGGUAACAUUGGGCAUGGAGUUCUUCACAGAAUAUGGGGAGGCAAGCCAGUAUCAGAUCAAAGAGAUCAUUGGCAAGGGAAGCUUCGGAGUAGUUGCUGCUGCAGUAGAUACCCAAACUGGGGAGUGGGUUGCGAUCAAGAAGAUACAUGAUAUGUUUGAGCAUGCCUCAGAUGGCACCCGCAUUCUGCGGGAAAUCAAGCUUCUUCGGCUUCUCCGCCACCCAAACAUAGUUGAGAUCAAACACAUCCUGCUUCCCCCUGCCCGAAGGGAAUUUAGAGAUAUUUAUGUUGUUUUUGAGCUCAUGGAGUCAGACCUACAAAAAGUGAUCCAAGUAAAUGACAACCUCACUAAAGGGCAUCACCGGUUUUUCUUGUAUCAACUUCUUCAUGCCCUCAAGUACAUCCACACAGCUAAUGUAUUUCAUCGUGACUUAAAACCGAGCAACAUACUUGCCAAUUCGAACUGCAAGCUAAAGAUCUGUGACUUCGGGCUUGCACGCGCAUCGCGUGAUGAUGUUCCCUCAGCUAUAUUUUGGACUGACUAUGUGGCUACAAGAUGGUACCGUGCUCCGGAAUUAUGUGGCUCAUUUUUCUCCAAAUACACCCCUGCGAUUGAUAUUUGGAGCAUAGGGUGCAUAUUUGCUGAAGUUCUCACUCGAAACCCAUUAUUUCCUGGGACGAAUGUCACACACCAACUAGAUCUGAUAACAGAUGUCCUUGGAACUCCAUCACAUGAAACCCUAUCCCAGAUUCGCAAUGAGAAGGCCAGGAGAUAUUUGACUGGCAUGAAGAGGAAACAUCCUAUCCCCUUUCCUCGUAUGUUUUGUAGUGCUGAUCCUCAGGCUGUCCGUCUCCUAGAACGCUUACUCGCAUUUGAUCCUAAAGAUCGACCUACUGCUGAAGAGGCUUUAGCCGAUCCAUAUUUUGAAGGACUUCCUAAGUUGGAACAUGAGCCUUCACCAUACCCCUUUUCAAAACUUGAUUUUGAGUUUGAGAGAUGGAAGCUAUCAAAGGAUGGUAUAAGAGAUCUGAUAUAUCAGGAGAUUUUGGAGUACCAUCCGCAGAUGCUUCAGGAUUACAUCAGAGGUGGAGGACAGACUAGUUUCGUCUAUCCAAGUGGGGUUGAUGGUAUGAGACUGCAGUUUGCACAUGCUGAGGAUAAGUACCUCAGAGGAGAAAGAGGUACUCCACUGCGGAGGCGACAUGCAUCUUUGCCAAGGGAAAGAUUCCGUGCGCCAAUGGGUAGUGAUAAUCAAGACUGUAACAAUGAGAAUAGGAGGACAGCAUCUUCUGCUGGACAAAUUAUCAUAAGACCACAACAAGUGGGGAUGACGCAUGCAUAUGUUUAUCAAAAUGGCACAGGCAUUCCGGACUUCUGCUCAGGGUAUUACUUGCAGAAUGGUGGUACCAGUGAUUCCAGUUGUGCUAUCGGGGAGAAUGAAGGCCCCAAGGAGAAUGGCGUCUCCGAGGAGGAGAAGGUGGCCUAUGAACCGUCAGAACUGCUUGCCAAGAUUUAGCCAGGAUGCACCUCCUAAGGCAGCUAUGAAUCUAUGAUCCCGACAAAGCUCCAAAUUUCAAGGCAGCAGUUCCACCAUGGCUCGCGGAAGCACAGAAUAAACCCCAUCAGGGCAUGUGGAGGUGCUGCGAACUUCACAACAACCAUUUGGAUUAUCAGAAAACAUGUAAUAAAUCUAAGUUGAAAAAUGUUGCUUCGAUCUGCAUGAGGAUUCAUCCGGUGUAAAUGG